AAUCAUUUUGUCCAUUUUCAUAGUCCUAAAACAAUAUUAAACAAACACAACAUUCCCUCCCUGUGUGUGUGUGUGUGUGUGUGUGUGUGUGUGUGUGUGUGUGUGUGUGUGUGUGUGUGUGUGUGUGUGUGUGUGUGUGUGUGUGUACUCCCUGGAUGAGGAGAUGUAAUCUCAUGUUUUGUCCACAGAAACCAACAGGAGAGAUCAGAGUCAGAGAUUCUCAGUGGUCAGUCUUCCCAGAGUCAUCAAACAGACCUGGACUCCAUAUUCAGUAUGCUUGAAGAGAAAAUUAUGACAUUUGUGAAGAACGAGCUGAAGAUGUUCAAGAGGAUUCUUAGUCCAGAACUCCCAGAAGGCUUUGAGAGUCAGAAGCAGGAUAAGGAAGUGGUGGAUGCUGAAGAUGAGAAGCAGGAGAGCAGUGCCAGAGAGGGGGGCUCUGAAGAUCACACUGCACAUCCUGAGGAAAAUGAACCAGAAGGAGCUUGCUGACACACUGGAGAAAUAUGAGCUCGCUGUGAUUUGCCAACGUGAACUCAAAUCUAAUCUAAAGAAGAAGUUUCAAUGUGUAUUUGAGGGGAUCGCUAAACAAGGAAACCCAACACUUCUCAAUAAGAUCUACACAGAGCUCUACAUCACAGAGGGUGGAACAGGAGAGGUCAAUAAUGAACAUGAGGUGAGACAGAUUGAGACAACAACCAGGAAACAAGCAAGACCAGAGACUGCAAUCAAAUGUAAUGACAUCUUCAAACCCUUAACUGGACAAGACAAACCUAUCAGAACUGUGCUGACAAAGGGAGUCGCUGGCAUUGGAAAAACAGUCUCUGUGCAGAAGUUCAUUCUGGACUGGGCUGAAGGAAAAGCAAAUCAGGAUGUCCAAUUUGUAUUUUCAUUCCCUUUUCGGGAGCUGAAUUUGAUGAAAGGGGACAAACACACUUUCAUUGAACUUCUUAAUCACUUCUCAAUGGAAACUAAACAAUCAGGAAUCUCCAACUACAACAAGUACAAAGUUAUGUUCAUCUUUGAUGGUCUGGAUGAGUGCCGACUGCCCCUAGACUUCCAGAAGAACAAGAUCUGUUGGGACGUCACAGAGUCAACCUCAGUGGAUGUUCUGCUGACAAAUCUCAUCAAGGGAAAUCUGCUCCCCUCUGCUCUCCUCUGGAUAACUACCCGACCUGCAGCAGCCAAUAAGAUCCCUCCAGGGUGUGUUGACCAGGUGACAGAGGUACGAGGGUUCAAUGACCCACAGAAGGAGGAGUACUUCAGGAAGAGAUUCAGUGAUGAGGACCUGGCCAGCAGAAUCAUCUCACACAUAAAGACAUCAAGGAGCCUCCACAUCAUGUGCCACAUUCCAGUCUUCUGUUGGAUUUCUGCAACAGUCCUUGAACACAUGCUGAAACAUAAGAGAGAAGAGAUGCCCAAGACUCUGACUGAGAUGUACACACACCUUGUGGAGUUUCAUACCAAACAGAAGAAUGAAAAGUAUCUUGGGAAAGAAGGGACAGGUCCACACUGGGAUAAAGAGAGCAUUCUGUCACUGGGAAAACUGGCUUUUCAACAGCUUGUGAAGGGAAAUCUGAUUUUCUAUGAAGAAGACCUGCAAGAGUCUGGCAUUGAUGUUAAUGAAGCCUCAGUGUACUCAGGAUUGUGCACACAGCUCUUUAAAGAGGAAUGUGGGCUGUACCAGGACAAGGUGUUCUGCUUUGUUCAUCUGAGCAUUCAGGAGUUUCUGGCUGCUGUAUAUGUGUUCCUCUCAUUCAUCAACAAAAAUGAGAAUCUAAUGGACAAACCGCAAACAAAGUCCAGUAUCUUUUCUUUGCUGUUCAGAGACAAGCAUAAAGUUACUUUCUACAAGAGUGCUGUGGAUAAAGCCUUACAAAGUGAGACGGGAAACCUGGACCUUUUCCUCCGCUUCCUUCUAGGCCUCUCACUGGAGUCCAAUCAGAAGCACUUACGAGGUCUACUGACAAAGACAAGAAGCAGCUCACAGAGCCAUGAAGAAAUAGUCAAGUACAUCAAAGAGAAGAUCAGGGAGAAUCCCUCUCCAGAGAGGAGCAUCAAUCUGUUCCACUGUCUGAAUGAACUGAAUGACCAUUCUCUAGUGGAGGAGAUCCAAAGCUACCUGAGAUCAGGAAGUCUCUCAAAACCCAACCUGUCACCUGCACAGUGGUCAGCUCUGGUCUUUGUGUUGCUGACUUCAGAAAAGGAGCUGGAUGUGUUUGACCUGAAGAAAUACUCCAGAUCAGAGGAAGGUCUUCUGAGGCUGCUGCCAGUGGUCAAAGCCUCCAGAGCUGUUUUGCUGUCAGGCUGUGGAGUCACAGUGGAAGGCUGUGCUUCUCUGGUCUCAGCUCUGAGGUCAAACCCCUCACACCUGAGAGAGCUGGACCUGAGUAACAAUGACCUGAAGGAUUCAGGAGUGAAGCUGCUCUCUGCUGGACUGGGGAAUCCCCACUGUAAACUGGAGACUCUGAGGCUGUCAGGCUGUCUAGUCACAGAGGAAGGCUGUGCUUCUCUGGUCUCAGCUCUGAGGUCAAACCCCUCACACCCGAGAGAGUUGGACCUGAGCUACAAUCACCCAGGAGACUCAGGAGUCAGACUGCUCUCUGCUGGACUGGAGGAUCCACACUGCAGACUGGAGAAACUCAAUGUGGAACAUGGUGGAGAGAACAGAAUGAAACCUGGACUUAGAAAAUAUGUCUGUGAUCUCACACUGGACCUAAACACAGUAAACAGACGCCUCUCUCUGUCUGAGGAGAACAGAAAGGUGACAUGUAGGAAAGAGAAGCAGCCGUAUCCUGAUCACCCAGAUAGAUUUGAGGGCUGUGGACAGGUGCUGUGUAGAGAGGGUCUGACUGGGCGCUGUUACUGGGAGGUAGAGUGGAGUGGGAGGGAGGGGGCUGUUAUAGGAAUGACAUAUAAAGGAAUCAGCAGGAGAGGAAGGGGUGAUGACUGUUGUCUUGGACACAAUGACAAGUCCUGGAGUCUGUCCUGCUCUGACAACAGUUACACUGCCUGGCACAAUAAUAAUCCCACUCCCAUAGACGUCCCCUCCUCCAGCUCCCACAGAGUAGGAGUGUAUCUGGACUGGCCAGCCGGCACUCUGUCCUUCUAUAGAGCCUCCUCUGACACACUGAUCCACCUGAUCACAUUCACCUCCACAUUCACUGAGCCCCUCUAUCCAGGGUUUAGGCUUUAUUUUGACUCCUCAGUGUCCCUGUAAAUAAUAACCUGACACACACACACACACUGGAAACACACACACACACACACUGGACACACACACACACUGCAAACACACACACACACACACACACACUGGAAACACACACACACUGGACACACACACACACACACACUGGAAACACACACACACACACUGGACACACACUGGAAACACACACACACACUGGACACAGACACACACACUGGACACACACACACACACUGGACACACACACACAGGGUGUAGGGUGGGUUACUCUGCCAGGCACAAUAAUAAUCUCACUACCAUAGACGUCCCCUCCUCCAGCUCCCACAGAGUAGGAGUGUAUCUGGACUGGCCAGCCGGCACUCUGUCCUUCUUCUAUUCAUGAACAUUUGAACAUCUUGGCCAUGUUCUGUUAUAAUCUCCACCCGGCACAGCCAGAAGAGGACUGGCCACCCCACAUAGCCUGGUUCCUUUUUAGGUUUCUUCCUAGGUUUUGGCCUUUCUAGGGAGUUUUUCCUAGCCACCGUGCUUUUACACCUGCAUUGUUUGCUGUUUGGGGUUUUAGGCUGGGUUUCUGUACAGCACUUUGAGAUAUCAGCUGAUGUACGAAGGGCUAUAUAAAUAAAUUUGAUUUGAUAUAGAGCCUCCUCUGACACACUGACCCACCUGUACACAUUCACCUCCACAUUCACUGAGCCCCUCUAUCCAGGGUUUAGGGUUUAUGAUGUUGACGCCUCAGUGUCCCUGUAAAUAAUAACCUGACACACACACACUGGAUACACACACACUGGACACACACAAGACAAACACACACACACUGGUGUCGUGUGGGCGAGCAGUUUGCUGAUGUCAACGUUGUGAACAGAGUUAGUGGAUAGACAUGGCACCCAUUGAGCAUGUUUGGGAUGCUCUGGAUUGACGUGUAUGACAGCUUUCAGUCCAGUUCCCGCCAGCAACUUUGCCAUUGAAGAAGAACAACAUUCCACCGGCCACAAUCAACAGCCUGAGAUGUGUUGCGCUGCAUGAGGCAAAUGGUCACACCACAUACUGACUGGUUUUCUGAUCUACACUCCUACUGUUUUAUUAAGGUGUCUGACAAACAGAUGCAUAUCUGUAUUCCCAGUCAUGUGAAAUCUGUAGAUCAGGGCCUAAUGAAUUUAGUUUUUCAACUGACUGAUUUCCUUAUAUGAACUAUAACUCAGUAAGAUCUUUGGUGUCCAUUUACUUACAUUAUUGUCUUGUAUACAGUCUGAUAUAUAAUGGACCUUAUGCUUGUUAUGUCACCUCUUUUGUUCAGUGUAAUAAAAAACAUCAGUUGUAAA
Oncorhynchus nerka (sockeye salmon) is the source of this 4527-nucleotide messenger RNA. RefSeq names its product NLR family CARD domain-containing protein 3-like. Gene Ontology annotation, biological process: intracellular signal transduction. The record is from RefSeq and is a predicted model, not a curated record. The coding region runs from base 392 to 3217 and encodes 941 amino acids. The transcript has 7 exons. Gene Ontology annotation, molecular function: protein binding. NCBI's taxonomy places the organism in Eukaryota, Metazoa, Chordata, Actinopteri, Salmoniformes, Salmonidae.